AUGAAGUACACACAAGUCAAGGAAAAGAUCGAGUAUCUAAUAAAUUGUUUGAAUGAAGAUGAAAGCUACAUCCUUGCUGCUCAGAUUACUCAAUUGCUUACACUGAUAGAGCUAAACUUUGGAAUAAAUAUUGACGCGAAGAUCCAUGAAGUAUCUAACCUUUUCAUCAAUCAAUAUUAUGACGUUGCAAUAAGGAAAGUCUUAUUAUUAGAUUUUAUAAAUGGUCUUGUUGAACUGGAUAUUAUAGCACUAGUUAAUGAAAUGGUUAAUGAAGAUUCAUCAUCAAAUAUUGGGAAAGUUGACAAGAAGUACCCUUUGGUUACAAGUUCACCAUUACCAAAAGAGAACAACGACACAAUCUCACUUCAAGAAAAACAACUCAAAGAUUUAGACGAUCAUAUAAACUCAAGGAUAUCAAGCCUUGGUAACUCUUUCAAUGAAUCACCGAAGCCAUAUAGACCAGAAAACAAGAACACAUCAACGUGUCUUAUCUUUUUCACAAUACUAUUCAACAGAAUCUAUUCAUUAUUAAUAACACCCAAUCAACUGACACUGGUACUGAAUUUAAUACUAGUUUCAUUGUUAUCAAUAACGGUAACUUUCCAAAAUUUUGAAGUACCAUUCAAUAUUUACAAUCUAACUUAUAAACUUUUUAUUUAUCCAACCUCAAAAGAUCUGUAUUGGUGGCAGAAGAUACCAUACACUGAACAGAAAAUAUGGGGUUUUUUGGAUUAUAUCAAAUUCAAAGAUCAAAACUUUACAAUGGACACUAAAAGAACUUUAAUUACAUAA
Messenger RNA from Hansenula anomala, 792 nucleotides. RefSeq lists its product as uncharacterized. Bases 1 to 792 code for a protein of 263 amino acids. Lineage: Eukaryota; Fungi; Ascomycota; Saccharomycetes; Phaffomycetales; Wickerhamomycetaceae. The transcript has a single exon. The record is from RefSeq and is a predicted model, not a curated record.